Myxocyprinus asiaticus (Chinese sucker) is the source of this 7309-nucleotide messenger RNA. RefSeq names its product guanine nucleotide-binding protein G(q) subunit alpha. The transcript is spliced from 7 exons. The coding region runs from base 843 to 1922 and encodes 359 amino acids. Gene Ontology annotation, biological process: adenylate cyclase-modulating G protein-coupled receptor signaling pathway; phospholipase C-activating dopamine receptor signaling pathway; action potential. Gene Ontology annotation, molecular function: G-protein beta/gamma-subunit complex binding; guanyl nucleotide binding; GTPase activity. The record is from RefSeq and is a predicted model, not a curated record. Lineage: Eukaryota; Metazoa; Chordata; Actinopteri; Cypriniformes; Catostomidae. Gene Ontology annotation, cellular component: heterotrimeric G-protein complex.
UUAAAGGUGAAGGGCCUUUUUUCGACAGGAUUUUUCUACGUUAUUUUAGCUACAAGUAUUGUGAUGAGAGCUUGCUUGAUAUAAAACAACACAUGGAAACUUUGGGGUGGGGGGGCAUUUACAAGGAGACGCUGUCAUCUACAAAAAGUGGCAUAAUCCAUUUUUUAAAGGCAACGGGAUUAUUAUUUUUUUUCUUCCCUAAAUUACUUUUAUCUUUAGGAAUUGUGACUGGGGACUUUCAAGAUAUAAAAUAAGAUACAGACAUAUUCUUUGACAUUAACUGUUUGUGCGAUCGGGCAGCGAUUCCUCCUUCUGUUUAAAAGGGGUGGACAGGGCUGGAAAGAGGGAAGAAAAAAAAAAGAGGGAAAGUGGAUGUCAAGUGCUCUGUGCCGUUUUCACCGGGACCCGUGUUGGUGGAGAGCCGUUACGGUGUUGGGAGGGUCGCACGUAAGCGAGGAUAGUUUGCCCUGGAUUUUUCAAUCAUUUGCGAGAUAAGGCUCCCGGACCACCACCUCCUCAUCCUCACCUCCGCGUUUUUUUCUUCCUCUCUUACCUCUGUGAUGUGCCGAGGUCCGCACGCGGGUAGAGGCUCGCGAUCACCGCGAGAGGAUUGAAACCAGAGCGCCUCCCCAACUGAUCAUCACCUUGCCUCCCUUUUCAUUUUUUCCUCAAUAUUUUUCCUCCGAGGUGGAGGAUUGGGGAGGGGGGUGGGGGGUUCUUAUUUCAUUUUUACCCACUUUUUCAACGAACACCUGAACUGAGUGAUGUUUUUGGAGUUUUUCAUUUUUCUCGUUUUUUGAAGCCCCCGACGAGGCCGGGCUGUGUACAGACAAGCAGUGGGGAUGACUUUAGAGUCGAUGAUGGCCUGCUGCCUGAGCGAAGAGGCCAAGGAGUCGAAACGAAUCAACGCCGAGAUCGAUAAGCAGCUCCGUCGGGACAAGCGCGACGCGAGGCGGGAGUUGAAGCUGCUCCUGCUCGGUACGGGUGAGAGCGGCAAGAGUACGUUUAUCAAACAGAUGCGUAUCAUUCACGGCACCGGUUACACUGACGAGGACAAGCGUGGCUUCACCAAGCUGGUUUACCAGAAUAUCUUCACUUCCAUGCAGGCCAUGAUCCGCGCCACAGAGAACCUGAAGAUCGGCUACAAGUACGAGCAGAACAAGGCAAACGCCAUGCUGGUGAAGGAAGUGGACAUUGAGAAGGUGAUGUCAUUCGACCAUCCCUACAUUAAUGCCGUAAAGAUGCUGUGGUCAGAUCCAGGCAUUCAAGAGGCAUACGACAGGCGCAGGGAGUACCAGCUGUCAGACUCCACAAAAUACUAUCUAUCCGAUCUGGAUCGCAUCGCCGACCCCUCCUACCUUCCCACCCAACAGGACGUGCUGAGGGUUCGAAUCCCUACCACAGGGAUCAUUGAAUACCCAUUUGACCUUCAAAGCAUCAUUUUCAGGAUGGUUGAUGUUGGAGGUCAGAGGUCAGAGCGCAGGAAGUGGAUCCACUGCUUUGAGAAUGUGACGUCCAUCAUGUUCCUGGUGGCUCUGAGCGAGUACGAUCAGGUUCUGGUCGAGUCGGACAAUGAGAACCGUAUGGAGGAGAGCAAGGCUCUGUUCAGGACGAUAAUCACAUAUCCAUGGUUCCAAAACUCCUCUGUCAUUCUCUUCCUCAACAAGAAAGAUCUGCUAGAGGAAAAAAUCUCCUACUCACACCUGGUUGAUUACUUCCCAGAGUUUGAUGGGCCGCAGAGGGAUGCUCAGGCCGCACGGGAGUUCAUCCUGAAGAUGUUUGUGGAUCUGAAUCCAGACAGCGACAAGAUCAUCUACUCCCAUUUUACCUGCGCGACCGACACCGAGAACAUCCGCUUUGUGUUUGCGGCGGUGAAGGACACCAUCCUUCAGCUGAACCUGAAGGAAUACAACCUGGUGUGAGAUGUGCAACGGUCUGACACGAUCACAUGAUCAGCACAGAACAGGCACCUACAGAGCGUGCGCACACCUAGGUCCACACGCAAACACAUAUACAAACACAUGCAUCAUUUAUAAAUUCAACAACACGUGGCUCUUGCAAUUUUCUUUUUUCCACAGCUUCCAGAAAUAAAGGACAUCUCCUGCUCAUCAUUUUUUCUUUUUCAAAAUCUGUCCCGGCAACUUUCGUCAAAGGCCUCUUUCACUUUUCUCAAAUUUGACCAGCAAAAGUGUCUCGAAUUUGACAAAGGGCGUUAGAUAUGCAGUUCCAAAAUUUCCAAGAAAGUAUUCAGAGGAAAUGUUGGAUUGGCAGAGCCUUGAUGGAUGGAACAAUCUGUGAAAUGCUGGCCUGAAAACUAGAAGUGACGUUCCUUCCACAUUCAUUUGCUAUUACGCACUCCAAUCAUGUCAUCUGUUUCGAGGAUUUCUCGGAAUUCUGCCUGGAUGAAUGGAAAAUGUGUUUUCACAAAGAAAAAAACAAACAAAAAUCACAACAUAUUUACAUACUUGUACUUGGACACAAGGACAAGUGCUGUGGUGCCGGAAAGUUCUGAACGGAUCCAUUGGAUCUGUCUAGAAUUCCGAGGAUUCUGGCAAAUUCUAGAAUCCAGCGGGUUCCCUUGGGUUCCACUGAUGGUGUUGAGAACCUUUUUUUCUCGUAGAGAUGAUAAUCUCGAUGAGGAUAGUCUUCAACUUGCAUCGAUGAAUGUAAACUUCAUGUGAGAGCACUGCUAAUGCAAAAAAAAAAAUUUAAAUCAGAAAAAAAUAUAACGAACGCAAAUGGUUUAAGAAUGCCUAUAUAAGCAAAACGAUACAAAGCACGUGAGAGAGAUGAAGCUAAUUAAAUAAAUCUGUGUAUAUUGCUGAGAUGAUUAUUUUAAAAUCUUUUUAAUGGUAAGUAACUAGAGCUACUUCUACUGCUAUUGAAUAUAAAAUAAAUUAUAACAGCAGUCGAAUUAAAGAUGGGUUAGAGACAUUAAAGAUUUUAAAUGUGUGCGAAACAAGAUUAUAUACAUGCGAUAGGUAUUUGUUCUGCAGAUUUCAACAUUUAACAAUUAAAAUGAUUGCGUCGCUUCCUACCCAACUGAUUUUAUAUUUUGUAGUCUUUCCUACCUCCCCGGUUACAUUUGCAUUUUUCGACAGUAGCUGUCAGCCUAGUUUCGAUAUAACGAUAGUUUGGCGACUUACAGGCGUAACGCUCGGAGUGCGCGAUUAGUGUUUUUUCACUCAUGAACAGAUACUUUUUCAAUUCAGAAUCUGGGUUGUAGACUUCGCAAGGUAUUGUCGUCUUUCGAGGUGCACACAGUCCAUUAAAUGUUUACGCAAUUUGAAAAGAAACAAAUUUCAAAUACGUCAAUGAAUUCUGGUGGGUUCGGGGGGGCGGGGUGGGGGCGUGGACAGGAAAGCAUUUAUGCGCUGAUGUUAAUUGAAUGUGUAUAUUUAUAUUUGUAAAUAGGUAUACACAUUAUUGCUUAUGUACAAAACGUCUGUGGUACACUAUCUUUGGCAAAAAAAAUAAGAAAAAAACACUUUCGUAAUUAUGUACGGUUUUGUUGAUUUUCUUAUGAAUUACAAUAUUAUUGAAACUGUGAUUCUUGUUUUAAUUUAAUUUUUUAUUUUAUUGUCACUAUGAAUACUUCAAAUGAUAUACACUUAGCUAAAAAAAAUAAUAACACGUACAGUUAUGAGCAAUACUCUGAGAAAACGAAAUCAGACUUCUGAAAACGUUAUUUUGUUCGACAUCACAAGGAAACAUCGGAGCAGAAUGUUUUUCCUCAUCAUUUUUCCCAGGAGAUCGGAAAAAGCCUCCUCUACAUUGUGAAUAUUAUAUGAGAUAAAGAAUAUGAUUUUUAAGCAAAAGAAAAAGACUAAUUAAAGAACGUUUUAUUUAUAUAAUUUAUUAACCAGAUCUGAAGUUGUUGAUCAUUUGAAUGCUAUUGUUUCUCUUUCUAUUUGAAGCACUCCCAUGUUAUGAUACAGAAAUAGGAGACUAGUGUCUGUACUGCUGUAUAAAACUCCGUUAUAGAUAAAAAAAAAUUUACUUUUUAGAUUUUGUUGACAAACCCCCCCCCCCAGCAUAAUUGUUGCCAUUAUGUUUCCACGCAGUUAAUUGUAGUAUAAAUAUUUUUCUCUAACCACACUUUUCACUUUCUUACCUUUUUUUUUUUUUUAUCGUUAAAUUUCCGAAUGAUGUUUAGGUGCAGUGCUUAAAAACGAAAAUAGGAAAUUUACUAUAUGAAAAUAGACAGCUUGUUAUCUGUGAUUGAGGAUCUAUUUGGACAACGCUUGCAAGUAGUGACUUUUUACUUUACUUUCUAAUUUUAUUUCAUUUUCUUAAAUUCAUGGCUUGUUUCCUUCAUUGUGUAUGUGAUGCACAGAUAGAAAAGUGUUCUACGGUUAUUUUACAGUCAAUAUUUUAUACAGUUGAUGUAAUUUUCAUCAAGGGCUAAGAAAACAUGUCAAAACCAAUGUGAAAACUGAUACACGGCAGGAGUGAACAGUUGGCCGCAGCUUAAAGAUCAAAGUACGAUUCAGUAUUCAGUCAAAUGGUUUGAGAAAUUUGGUUUUUGCUGUACGUGGUCAGUUUAGCCAGUGAGUAAGUAUUCAAAUGUGUACUCAUACCAUCAAAUUCCCAUUCCACCAAAUUCUAAUGCAUUAUUCACUAUUUUAUCAGUUUUACUCCCCGAGUUAAUUACUUAUUGUUAUGGUCAUCAGAUUUUUUUAUUAGAGAGCACCCAAACAGGUUCACUUUCCCAAAUCCUAUCUUAACGUUACCUUAAAACCUCUGACGUAUUAUUUGUAGGCUGAAACAAUGUGGGGUUUGGAAAUGUCACAUUUCUAAAUCCUGAAAUGUUUUCUGCUCUCUUAGUUGUUCAUAGUGAUAAAAGUCUGAAACUGAUGAUACAAAGCAAAUUGUGGCCACUGAACAGUAAAUAAUUUAACAGCUAAAAGAGGUAUUGGAUUGAGUCGAGACAUAUUUAGACACUAUAGUGCAUCCUGUGGCAGUGCGUUGUUCACUUGACAUAUGUGUCUCUUUGAAAUGAGUGAUCUUAGUCAAGUUUAUGGCUCAUAAAGACCCUUUGCUCUUGUAUUCUGUCAGUAACGCUAUGAAAAAAACAGUGUUAAUGGUUGCUUUGUUGCAUCUGAGGUUUGGAAGCUAGUGAUUGUAAAUGCAUUGCUCCUACAAUGGGACGUUGUCUAGCGCAGCUUGCUUUUCUUAAUGCACUUUUUCAUUUUUUCGUGGCACAAGGUAAAUGCCUGGAAACACUCUCUGAGCAAGUGCGACUCUUAACAGUUUGAAGCUUCACAUAUCACUGUCUUUGGAGUUGUGGGAAGGAAGUUACUUCCUUAGUGUGCCAGUUCCAGAGUUCUCGUGUUGACUUUACCAGAAGAACUGCUACCUCUGUGAACCUUGUGAUGUAUUUGGGCAUUGUAGGAUUGGUAGUCACGUGACAAGCACACUUAGUCUUUAGGGCACAGUCGAUUGUGGCUAAACUUUAUAAGAUGGGGGAAACGCAAUUUGGAUCUUGCCAACAGUCGCAAAGUUCAUUUAACUCUUGCUUGUGUUUUUCUGUUUUUACAACGUACGCUAAACAUGGCAGUCUACCAACACCUCCUAAGGUUGAAUAUUCUUUGUUGGCCAACUUCCUAAUGGUUCUGUGAGUUUUAAAUGAGAAAUAGCAUCUUUCCUGCUGUUUAUGAGAGAAUAUUCACAAUGGACUAUUGAAUAAACAUAUCUGUUUUGAGGGCUUUGGCUAUUCUUAAAGGCUUCUGGUCAACUGUUUUAGAUAGCACAGUUGGUAAGCGAUUUGGGGGGUACUAUAUGUGUAAGGGUUUUCUACACACUACUGUUUAGGCUAGAAAUAUACUUUACGCAAAUACACAAAUGUAGACACGAAUGCUUAGCAAACGCAUUGCAAGUGCGCUGUCUCCUUGAACAUAACACAGGUUUUUGCGUUACUGUUGUACUCAAGGGGACGUUAAAGUUUCCUUCAAAUGUUUGUGCCAAUAAACCGGAUGUGUUGUUAUUCAUGUAGCUAGCUAUAAACAUGUCAACUUCAAAAAACUUGCUCAGCAGGAUUCCCUUCAAACUGUUGUUAAGAGUAUUUGAUCUGCGAUAUAAAACUGCGCGACAGUUUACACUAAUGCCUGCUCUGUUGACCCUUGCUUCAACACUGAGAAUUCGGCAUGUUCUUGCUGUGAAUUACGAAUUUCGGUGUUACUCAUUUCAGAACGUAAAGAUGCACAAAAUCAAGCUUGCUUAGCUAAAAGUGUUUGAAGCUAUUUUUAAUGGGAAUGGUGUGUCGCAUGAACGUAGAGGAACAACUCAAGGUGUGCUGUAAAAGUGGUGCUAUAUCAUGUGACCAAAAGUGACCAUCCAAGAUGGAUCCAGUUUUGCUUUCCACACCCUGAAAACGUACCUUACGCAUUUGUAUCUGUCAAACGCUCAGUCUGAGCUUUCUGUAGUGUGUAGGCACCCUAACGUGUUUUUGUGUGUGACCUAGGGACAUAAAAACAAAGCCUUUUGCCUUUGAAUUUGUCUGAGCUCUGUCUACAAAUUUGUCUGCCCAUCAAAUUUGUUGCCCCAUUGCAGACAGAAUAGUGAGACAGUUAUUUCAUAUAAGCAUGUAUAGUUGUACAAAUAGAUGCAUUAGCGUGGAUUGGUUGAAUGGUUGAUGUUCUGACCCAAAUGAAAGAAUCAUUGAAAUUUGAUUUCUGUUUUUCCUCCCCUUUUCUUUAUAAAUUUUCUGAAAAUUGCUUUGUCCAGAACCACUUAUAUUUUCUUUUUUUCUUUUUUAUUUUACUACAGGAUAAUGUCGAUUUAAUUAAGGGGUUUCUCUCACGCCUGUUCUCUGCUUCUUUUUACAUUUUUAUUUUGUAAUUAUACCAAAUGUAAAUGUUGGAUAAUAUUGUGCGUGCCAAUCCCCUUCUGUGAGACUGACUCAUAACAAGUGCCAAUUACUGUCCAAAUCACAUGUGGACUGUGAAAUUAGACACAGCCCCCUUUAAAAAUCGAGUAAAACACUAAAUAAGAGAGUAAAUAGUUUUACUUUGUAUUUAAGUCUGAAAAUAAACUGCUGUUUUUUUUUUUUUCUCUUUGCUAUUUGUUUUUAUUGUAAUUUUUAAAGAUUGUGCUCUUUGUCCAGAUGGGAGUUUUGGGCUCAGAUAAAUACAUUGAAGUCCUUGAGACGAGGAAACAUAGUGAACAUGUAUUUACUACAUUCUCGCCAUAUUUUUGUCAUUUUUAUUUGUAUUUGUUUCAUUUCAACUACUGUUGCCUGAACCACAUUCAAACAUGGAAAUGAUUUUCAUAAACGCCUAAAUUUAAAUAAAUUUGUUCCUAUACUUGC